CAGGUGGCAGUGUUGUCAACUGCCCAAAGGCAAAGAGGAAGCAGACCGGUGACGGUAUCAACCAGCGUCCGAGAAAGUAGCCGUUUAGCUAAUAACGUCAACUAAUGUGCCGAAAAGACACGAAAGCCGCCCGAUCGUAGUUGGAGGAAAACAUGUCCUGUUCAGAUUGAAAUGGAGAAACAUCCGAUUCAGGACACAUCGGGGGGGAGAUCGUAAUCGACCUGCAGUAUGAACAUAGCCGUAGUGUCGGUGUUGUCCUGUCUGCUGCUCGCCUGCUCUUACGUUGGAAGUUUGUACGUGUGGAAAAGUGAGCUGCCCAGGGACCACCCGACUGUCAUCAAGCGGCGGUUCACCAGCGUGUUAAUCGUCUCAGGCGCGUCGCCUCUUUUUGUGUGGGCAUGGAGGGAAUUCACAGGCAUCAGGAUGGGGCCAUCACUUCUGGCGCUCAUGGGGAUCCGCUUUGAAGGCUUUGUCCCUGCUGUCAUCUUUCCUCUACUGCUGACCAUGGUCCUCUUUCUGGGCCCCCUGACGCAGUUGGCUAUGGACUGUCCCUGGAGCCUCGUGGACGGCAUCCGGGUGGCCCUCGACCCGUACUUCUGGGCGGUGUGCUUCAGUGACAUGCGCUGGUUGAGGAACCAGGUGGUGGCUCCGUUAACAGAGGAGCUGGUGUUCAGGGCCUGCAUGCUGCCCAUGUUGGUGCCCUGCUUUGGCCCGGCUCUCGCCAUCCUUACGUGCCCGCUCUUCUUUGGAGUGGCUCACUUCCAUCACGUGAUUGAGCUGCUGCGUUUUCGGCAGGGGACGCUGUCAGGAAUCUUCCUUUCAGCAGUGUUCCAGUUUUCCUACACAGCCGUGUUUGGGGCCUACACAGCCUUCGUCUUGAUGAGAACAGGUCACCUGGUGGGUCCGGUACUCUGCCACUCCUUCUGUAACUACAUGGGUUUCCCCGCCAUCACUGCGGCUCUGGAGCACCCCCAUCGUCACACUGUCCUUUCUUCUUACCUGUUGGGGGUCCUCCUCUUCUUCCUUUUCCUCUUCCCCUUCACCGACCCGUCCUACUACGUCCCCCCCACACCGCUGUGCACCUUGGCCUCUUCCUCCAACAGCCUCUGCCUCGCCUCAUCUUGAUCCUGGCCUGUUUCUCUCCUUCCCUCCCUCCGUCUGUCUGUCUGUCUGUCUGUCCGUCCUCCACCUUGCUCCAAGAUGAAGACGAUACAGAGCUCAGGUCUGCAAUACUGCAAUGGCGACCACUACUUUGUUUACAUUCACAAUCAUCCCCAAUAGGGAACAUCGGCGGUGCUUUUGGCAGCAAGAACUUUAAGGAAGAAAGAAGGACAAAAAAAAAAAAAGCGCAAAACACUCUAUAAGCUAAACUUGUACUGUGAAGACAACAUUGACUGAUUUGAGCAAUAGAAAAUCAUGAGCAUUUUAUUUCCUAAGUAAAGGUGGUGGUGAGUGUUUGCUGUUGUGGUCUUUGUGUGAGGCCAACACUAGAAGGCAUCAGAGAGCGUUCCAUUUUUUGUUGUUUUUUUUUUUCUGGUCCAUUACAGAGAAACACUAUUCAUCAAGAGCUGUGUCACAGCUACUGGCUGAUUUAUGGUACAGUUUAAAGAGGCUUUUCUGUGCCAAGAUAAACAUUUGCUGGAAAUAAAAUUAGUUAGUCCAACCUUUCCCCCAAAGCGGCACAUCAUUAUGCCACCUCCUAAAGCGCCGUCACUCGAUUUCCCCUCUGUCCUUGGCUUCCUUUUGACUUGUACUUCACUGUCACCGACCACUUUUGUAUAAAUGAUCAGGUAGGAAAGACAAACACUGAAAUGUGAUUUCGCUUGCUUCGGGUGUGAUGUAAAGCGUGACAGCAGAGGAAUCUAUUUUUGCAAAGCUUGAGCAGCUCUCCUAUUUUUCUAGAGGCAAUAGAGAAAUUUCAAAUGUGCUUAUCAACAAUGAGUCCAGGUUUUCCUUUUUCCCUUGUGAUGAGCGCAGGGAAUGUGAAUGGAUCGCAACACUCUUUGACAUAAAUAAUCCUUAUCUGUAAAAAAAAAAAAAGUUUGUAAAUAAAUUUUAUACAUGUC
This is a messenger RNA of Syngnathus typhle (broad-nosed pipefish), 2066 nucleotides long. RefSeq names its product Ras converting CAAX endopeptidase 1a (gene rce1a). The transcript is spliced from 9 exons. Gene Ontology annotation, molecular function: metalloendopeptidase activity. Gene Ontology annotation, biological process: CAAX-box protein processing. Bases 229 to 1125 code for a protein of 298 amino acids. The record is from RefSeq and is a predicted model, not a curated record. NCBI's taxonomy places the organism in Eukaryota, Metazoa, Chordata, Actinopteri, Syngnathiformes, Syngnathidae. Gene Ontology annotation, cellular component: endoplasmic reticulum membrane.